UUCUUUUGAGGGCAGCUGGUUUUAAAAGAAGGAGGGAAGGUGGCGGCCUCUCUCUAAGGACAUCGCUAUAAUCCCCUGGGAGGCUCUCUGCCCUUUCCCCCUCCCACCAGCCCAGGCGAGCGGGGACCAAGCUUGCUUAUUGUCACCUGACGCUGGGCAGCCACCGAUCCCAUUGGUGGAGCCAGAUUCGGUCUGGCUCUCUCAUUCUCUCCUCCUCUGCCUCUCUCUCUUCCACGCUGCUUUGAUUUCGCUCUUGCCUCUCCUUGCGCUCAGCUGGGAACGUCGCCUCUCCGGGGGCAGCAGCAGUGCUGCGGAGCCAGGCAGGAGCUGCCUGCGGGGCAUGGAAGAAGCCUCCUUGGCAGCCCUGAGCGGACCAAGAGGAGCAAGCCAGCGCUGCUGCCUGUGACCCACGCACCCAGCCGCUGCCCCUCUGCCUGGGGAGCACAUCCGCACAGAGGUCUCUCCCUUCCCUCCCUUCCACGUCUCCCUCUGCAGAGCCUGGUGGAGCCAGGAGCCAAGCCAGAGGGGAGCAUGGAGCUACUGUCCACACCCCACAGCAUCGAGGUCAAUAACAUCACCUGUGACUCCUUCCGCAUCUCCUGGGCCAUGGAGAACAGCGACCUGGAGAGGGUCACCCAUUACUUCAUUGACCUCAACAAGAAGGAGAAUAAGAACUCCAACAAAUUCAAGCACCGGGACGUCCCCACCAAGCUUGUGGCCAAGGCUGUACCACUGCCUAUGACAGUGAGAGGCCACUGGUUCCUAAGUCCCCGCACAGAGUACAGCGUGGCCGUGCAGACUGCUGUGAAGCAGAGCGACGGGGAGUACCUGGUAUCUGGCUGGAGCGAGACAGUGGAGUUCUGCACUGGGGAUUAUGCCAAGGAGCACCUGGCCCAGCUGCAGGAGAAGGCUGAGCAGAUCGCAGGCCGCAUGCUCCGCUUCUCCGUCUUCUACCGCAACCAUCACAAGGAGUACUUCCAGCAUGCCAGGACCCACUGUGGGAACAUGCUGCAGCCUUACCUGAAGGACAACAGCGGCAGCCAUGGCUCCCCGACCAGUGGCAUGCUCCACGGCGUCUUCUUCAGCUGCAACACUGAGUUCAACACGGGCGAGCCCCCACAGGACUCCCCCUACGGCCGCUGGCGCUUCCAGAUCCCGGCCCAGCGCCUUUUCAACCCCAGCACCAACCUGUACUUUGCGGACUUCUACUGUAUGUACACAGCCUACCACUAUGCCAUCCUGGUACUGGCCCCCAAGGGCUCCCUGGGGGACCGAUUCUGCCGUGACCGCCUGCCCCUCCUGGACAUUGCCUGCAACAAAUUCCUAACCUGCAGCGUGGAGGAUGGGCAGCUGGUCUUCCGCCAUGCCCAGGACCUCAUCCUGGAGAUCAUCUACACCGAGCCGGUUGACCUGUCCCUGGGCACCCUGGGGGAGAUCAGUGGGCACCAGCUCAUGAGCCUGUCCACAGCUGAUGCUAAGAAAGACCCCAGUUGCAAGACUUGCAACAUCAGUGUGGGCCGCUAGGGACUUGUGGGGCUAGGGAGAGGUGAUAUGCAGGGUGGCAAUGGAUGGCAUAGGUUCAGGGAGCUGGCCUUCUCUCCCCUGCCCCCCUGCUCCUUCCAUGCCAUCGGUCUCCCCUCCCCCACCCCUUGGCAUUAGAGGCAGCAGAGGCUGGUGGUCCCUUGGCAUGGCCAGCCCAUGCCUGGUGGCCUUGGAAAGGCUUUUUAGCCCUAGUGGUUUGGUGGGAGGGGUUGGAUUUCUGGAGACUUCCCCUUUCCUCUGGUUUCCUUGUCCUGCUGUUUCUCGCUUCAUCCCAGGCCUCCAUGUCAUGGAGACUUGCAGCCUCCGGCUCUGCCAGGGAAGCCUCUCCAGGCUCAAGCCCACAUGUAGCUUGCCUGCCCUAGGCAGUACAGAGAGCAGAGGGGUGCUCUUCCUUAGCCUGCCCACCCCGCUCAGGGCCAACCGCGAACACCCCUCUGUGCUCAGCGUGACUGGAGCUUUAGUCCCCAGGCCUGGCCCUCUCCCUCUAUAAAUAGCCCCCUGCACUGCUGUGCCCCCUGCCGCUCUGUGCCCCACAGCAUCCUCUGCCUGCAUGGGGAGGGCUGUCCUGCCCCUUCCCUACCGGUCCUCUAGAAAGGGGCCCUCUGUUUUCCCUUGGCUUUGGAGGCACCAGGCUAUCGGGAUUUUCCUUUCUUCUAACGGGAGGUGACCCAUACCCCCGAGUCUCUUCUCCCUUGCUCAGAGUGCUGGGGUCUGAAAUGGCAGCCACCCGGGUCUAGGAGGGGGAAGAGACCCCUGAGACCCACAGGUACCCCUUCGUCAGCCGGAAGCGGGAUGCCUCAUGUCCUGAGGGGACUCAGGGUCCGCUGAGCCCUGGCACGCCCCCUGGCUGUGCACUUUGCUGGCUUUCUCUGCCAGGUGCCAUGAGGGCACCAUGCCGGUGUGCAAUCUGGACUGUGGCCUCCCUGCCACUGGCCCCACAACCCCACCACUGGCAUUGUCCAGGCUCCCCCAGAGAGCCCCUUCCCUGGGGAGUUCUUGGUGAAGGCUUUCCUGGGCCCCCCAGCAUUUCACCUGUUUCCUACUUUUGUAUGGGUCACGAGGGUGGUAAGGAUGGACCCCUGAGACAAGCAGGCCAGGUGGGGUGGUGGGGAGAGCUGUCAGUAGGCAGGUACUCUUUGGGGGAUGACCGUGAGGAGGUGAUAUCAUGCAGAGACAGCCAGAUUUCUGUGAUGAAGGACAGAAGGGGCCAGCAGGCCAACAAGGCCAUAUCUCAGUAAGGGGGCAGAUGGGACAGCUGGUGGCCUCUUCUGUAGCCACAGGGAGAGGUGUGAUCAGCUGUUUGUGUGGCAUGGAUCAGGUCUGCGGGCCCUGGGAGAUGCAGGGAGAGGACAUGGGCCUCCAGGCCCUUUAGCCCUGUGCUGACAGUGUUGCUGUGGGGUGGCCCGCUGCCCGCCCCUGGCCCCACCUGCCCUGGGCUCGGGGCACACCUGCCCGUGCUGUGCUUGCAGUGUGUAUCAAUAAACCGCCAUGGCCUGAGA
This is a messenger RNA of Manis pentadactyla (Chinese pangolin), 3041 nucleotides long. It is a transcript of the gene PHYHIP, whose product is annotated as phytanoyl-CoA 2-hydroxylase interacting protein. The record is from RefSeq and is a predicted model, not a curated record. NCBI's taxonomy places the organism in Eukaryota, Metazoa, Chordata, Mammalia, Pholidota, Manidae. Bases 532 to 1524 code for a protein of 330 amino acids. Gene Ontology annotation, molecular function: protein binding. The transcript has 5 exons. Gene Ontology annotation, cellular component: cytoplasm.